Messenger RNA from Hydra vulgaris (swiftwater hydra), 1573 nucleotides. RefSeq names its product endoplasmic reticulum resident protein 44. The record is from RefSeq and is a predicted model, not a curated record. NCBI's taxonomy places the organism in Eukaryota, Metazoa, Cnidaria, Hydrozoa, Anthoathecata, Hydridae. Gene Ontology annotation, molecular function: protein disulfide isomerase activity. Gene Ontology annotation, biological process: protein folding. Gene Ontology annotation, cellular component: endoplasmic reticulum membrane; endoplasmic reticulum-Golgi intermediate compartment.
GCGUGUUUAAUCACCUUCACGCGUGAAAUCUUCCACGACAACAAAUCAGUAGCUGACAUUAGGAACAACCGUUGUGUAGAUAGGUUUCUGUUAUAUUUAAACUGCAUUGUGUUUUUGUAGUUUCAUUAAAUUUAUUUUAAAUAAACAAUGGAGAAAAGAAAUUUAAACCUUUUUUUAAGUCUUUUUAUAGUAGUAUUGCAAAUUGAUACCAUUUUGACUGAUGCCUUACAGUUAACGCAAGAUAACUAUCAGGAUGUUUUAUCAAAAAAUAAACUUGUUUUCAUAAAUUUCUAUGCCGAUUGGUGUAUGUUUAGCCAACAAUUGGCUCCUAUAUUUCAUCAAACUGCAGAUAUCAUUCAUGAAGAGUAUCCAGAUGUAAAGUUUGGUCGUGUUGAUUGCGAAAACCAACAACAAAUAGCACUUGAAAAUAUGAUCAGUAAAUAUCCCACAAUGAAGUUGUUCAAAAAUGGCAAAGCAAUGCGAAAAGAAUAUCGCGGCGCACGUUCAGUUGAUGCAUUCACAACAUUUAUAAAACAAAAUUUAAAAGCAUCUGUAGUUGAUGUCAACAAUAAAAAUGAUCUGCACAUUAAUGAGAAAAAGAAUACCAUUGUUGCUUAUCUUGAAGGAAAAAAUGAUGCAUAUCAGAAUUUUAAUAAGAUUGCAGAUGAGAUGAAUGAAAUAGCUGAUUUUAUUGCUGUCUUAGGAGAUGCAAGUGCUCAGGAGCGUCAUAUGGGAGAAACUAUUAUAUUUAAGCCCAAGAAGACUUCUGGUGAAUCAGAGGCUGCUCUUACAGUUGCUUUAAAUAAUUACGAACAACUUAAACAAUGGGUUAGUGACAAAGCUAAUCCAUUAGUAAGAGAAAUAACAUUUGAAAAUGGAGAAGAGCUCACUGAAGAAGGUCUGCCAUUUUUAAUUCUUUUUCAUAAGCCUGACGAUAUCAUAAGCAUUCAAAGAUUCAAAAAUGCUGUAGCAAGAGAACUUUUAUCAGAAAGAGGACGUGUAAAUUUUUUAACUGCAGAUGGUACAACAUUUGCUCAUCCAUUACAUCAUCUUGGAAAAUCAAUUCAUGAUUUACCGUUAAUUGCUAUUGAUAGUUUCAGACACAUGUAUAUGUUCAAGAGAUUUGAUAACAUAGAUGUAUCAGGUAAGUUGAAGCAGUUUAUAAAUGAUCUUCAUUCAGGAAAGUUGCACCAAGACUUUCAUAAUCCACCUCCUGACACUGUUGUUGAGACACCAAAUGAAGCUGUCGAAGUUCAUCAAGAGGUACCAAAAGAAGCAACGCAAGAAGGAGGUGAUAUACAAACAAAAUAUGAUCCAGCUUCUCAAGAAAAGAAAACCGAAGGCGGAUCAGGAUCUGGUCAAGCACCUCCUCCCGAGACAGUGUUCAAUAAACUUGCACCAUCAGAAAACAGAUAUACGCUUUUACAUUGGCGAGAUUAUUCUGGAGAAUGGCGUGAUGAACUGUAAAAUAUUAUCCGUUAUUUUUUGAAAAGUUUUUUUUAAUUUAAAAAAAAAACUAUAUCAGUUGUAUAUUAUCAUGGCGAGUAUCGAUGAGUAUUAUUUUGGUGGCAAA